UUGCUUCUCCCCACUAUGGCUGCUCUGGCGCACCCUCCUCAAAACGUAGAUGAGAUCCUGGCCAUCGAAUCCGCCCUUAUCUUCCCCGAAUUCACGGCCGACACCGCUUGGGAGCUCGGAAAUGCCCUCAGAACAAGGCUCCUGGAUUUUCCCACGCCCGCAGUCGUCAACAUCGCGCUGGCGAACAAUAACCAACUACUCUUCCACUGCGCCACGCGGCCGGGCACGCUCCCUGACAACGACUCGUGGGUCUCACGCAAGCGCAAAGUGGUAUUACGAUGGGGCCGCUCGACUUGGGCGAUGCACAACAAAUUUGCUGAAUUAGCCUACCUGCCAGCGGCACCAGAGGGACCAGAGGGCCAAUUUGCUGGCUUUUAUCAGCUCGGAGACACCGCUGGCGAGUAUGCAAUCCACGGUGGCGGCUUCCCGGUGCGCGUGAAAGGCGUGGAGGGUGUCGUUGGCGCAAUUGUCGUGAGUGGGCUGCGGCAGGAAUGGGACCAUCAGGUCAUUGUGGAGACUGUCCAGCAAUUCUUGAAAAACAAAUCCGCAACGUAA
Molecule: messenger RNA, 555 nt
Organism: Mycena indigotica
Lineage: Eukaryota; Fungi; Basidiomycota; Agaricomycetes; Agaricales; Mycenaceae
Product: UPF0303 protein
Exons: 2
Coding region: 16-555 (179 amino acids)
Biological process (GO): post-translational protein targeting to endoplasmic reticulum membrane
Cellular component (GO): TRC complex
Source: RefSeq, a predicted model, not a curated record